Molecule: messenger RNA, 5433 nt
Organism: Bradysia coprophila
Lineage: Eukaryota; Metazoa; Arthropoda; Insecta; Diptera; Sciaridae
Source: RefSeq, a predicted model, not a curated record
UCUGUCUGUCGAUCAGUCCUUCAGAAUCCGCGAACGGUUAAACAGCGUUCUUUAAAAUAGAAUUCAAUUCGUUAUCGUUAUAGUUAGAAGAUGAUUUUGUAAAAUCGUCUAUCGACUUUCGUGAAUAGUUUAAGCAAAAAGAAUAAACAUAAAACCGAUUGGCCAGAAUGGGGUCAAGACGAUUGAUAACAGUGCUUCUUGUUUGUCUUGUUAUAUACAACGAUAUACCAAAUACACAAGCAAAUGUGGGAAAUCAUCAAGAGGAGAGACACGAAUAUCAAUAUCAACGUUCAUCAAAAGUUGUCGGUGGUACAGGCUACUACAACAGCAGGUCGGGAAAUGCUGAACAAACUGCAGAAAACUUCGAUGGUUGGACACAGAGCCAAAGAGACCAAGUUGAGGGAAUGGCUGAAAAACUGAGGACUGAAUUAAGCACCGCUCAGCCAUACUAUGGACAAGGAUGCAGUAAAAUUUGUGCCCUAAUACCUGGAUUUGCAGGCAGAAGUCAGGAGGAAAUCGACCAAAUAGCCAAAGAAAUGACAACGCAAAUUAUUGAGGAUUUGCAAAGUGGUAAACUAGUACGGAGUCAAAUGAAUCAACCGAACUGGUUUGAACAUCAGGUUGCGCAGAAAAUAAUUGACCUCAGAAAGCAUCACGAGGAGCAAUAUCAGCAAAACGUUUACAGAGCCACAAGCCGAUUCCAUGAAAACCAAGGCUCUCAAGUACAGCCGGAUAUGUACGCUGGAGGUGGAACUUACAACAAAGAAACUGAAGACGUACAACAACAGCAGGAAAAUGUUUUCACUGAUGAUGAUUUGAGGCAGAUACAACAGAGUGUUUUCGAUCAACGACAACAGCAGCAACAGGGCAAUUUCUACCAACAACAGUCACAAAAUCAACAACAUACUGUUUACACACGUCCAGUGAACAGAUAUUACAACACUCAGACUACCAGCAGAGAUAGUACGAAUGAACAAAGAUUCCGAACAGUUUAUCCUACACCAAUGGUUGUGACAAACAAUGUAAAAGAAGAAAAGAACUUUACGUCUUCCAGUAGCACAGCCUCCGUUCCACAAAUCAAUGUUUACAAUCAGUAUGGUCGCACAGACAAAGAAAUGGAAGAUACAGAAUAUACUCGAACCCAGACAAUACCUGUAGUCAUUCCUACUCAACGCACUACAACAACUACAAAUGUCCAUGUUACACAGGAGGAAAAAGAAGUAAGACGACAACCGCAAUUGCCUCGUGUUUAUAAUCGAGAAGAGAACACUGCGGAGAGAGAAACAAUCUAUAAUCGAAAUCGGCCAAGCAUUGUACCUCCACCUCGACGAACAAGCUACGAAGUUCAUAAUACCGAAGAAGAGCAAAAAAUCGUAGAAGUGCAUACUCCAUCUCCAGUGCCAGCUACGAAUAACAGACACAGCAUUUACAAUCAUGUUGAAGAAUCUGAAGUAGUACCGAACUACCAACCACGAGUAACAAUCGACAAGAAUACGGAAUUUGAAAUUUUGGAUCACCGACGAGAUUACCGACCACAAGUUCCAACAACACACACCCAAACUACUAUUCAUGAACGCCAAGAAGAAAAACAUCAUCAGCAUCACAUUCCUGUAACACCAGCGACGCCAGAGACAACUUAUUGGGAAGAUCGCAAUGAUGUGGAAGUGACUCAGGUAGUCCAGCAAGUAACUCCCCGUUAUCAGCCAAGUACGAGUCAUCAUGUGAUCACAGUGAAAAACGAAGAAACCAGUUCACAUCUUCGUCCACGUCCAUAUCCAGUUUACCCAAAUCAUGGCCUCACAUUUGAACGAAAUCAGACAUCAACUUCGACAUCAUUUGGGCGUCCAACAUAUCCUAUUUAUCCAUCAUUUAGAACUAAUGCCACGACAUUUGAAAAUGGCGAUACUUACAUCAGGUACGAAUCACACAUACCCACAACGUAUGUUAUUAAGCUGACUGCCGAAGAGUACGAAGAGAGAUUGCAUCACUUAAGAAACGUAAUGAGUCAUCUGGGCUACGCUCGACUGACAGACGAAGAGUAUAACGCGACUAUUGCUGCUGGUGGGUUUACGCAUAAUGGUUACAAGUUCAUUUACAAUGGUGACUCAGGACGUUUUGAGAAGAUCACAGUUACUGAUUUAACUGUCGAAGAGUACAAAGACAGAUUGUACUGCUUAAGGAACGAACUAAAUUUACUGGGCUACACUCGAAUGACAGAGACAGAGUAUAAUGAAACCAUUGCUACCGGUAGGUUUACAUACAAUGGAUACAAUUACGUUUACAAUGGUAACACUGGACGUUUUGAGAAGACGACAGUAGUUAUGGAUUUAACUGAUAAAGAGUACGCAGAUAGGUUGUACCGUUUAAGAAACACACUAAAUCAACUAGGCUACAAUCGAAUGACAGAGACAGAGUAUAAUGAAACCAUUGCUACCGGUAGCUUUACGUACAACGGAUACAAUUACGUUUACAAUGGUAACACUGGACGUUUUGAGAAGACGACAGUAGUUAUGGAUUUAACUGAGGAAGAGUAUGCAGAUAGGUUGUACCGUUUAAGAAACACACUAAAUCUACUAGGCUACAAUCGAAUGACAGAGAGAGAGUAUAAUGAAACCAUUGCUACCGGUAGCUUUACGUACAAUGGAUACAAUUACGUAUACAAUGGUAGCACAGGACGUUUUGAGAAGACGACAAUAGUUAUUGAUUUAACUGAGGAAGAGUACGCAGAUAGGUUGUACCGUUUAAGAAACGCACUAAAUCAACUGGGCUACAACCGAAUGACAGACACAGAGUAUAAUGAAACCAUUGCUACCGGUAGCUUUACGUACAAUGGAUACAAUUACGUUUACAAUGGUAACACUGGACGUUUUGAGAAGACGACAGUAGUUAUUGAUUUAACUGAGGAAGAGUACGCAGAUAGGUUGUACCGUUUAAGAAACACACUAAAUCAACUGGGCUACAAUCGAAUGACAGAGACAGAGUAUAAUGAAACCAUUGCUACCGGCAGCUUUACGUACAAUGGAUACAAUUACGUAUACAAUGGUAGCACGGGACGCUUUGAGAAGACGACAAUAGUUAUUGAUUUAACUGAGGAAGAGUACGCAGAUAGGUUGUACCGUUUAAGAAACGCACUAAAUCAACUGGGCUACAAUCGAAUGACAGACAUAGAGUAUAAUGAAACCAUUGCUACCGGUAGCUUUAGGUACAAUGGAUACAAUUACGUUUACAAUGGUAACACCGGACGUUUUGAGAAGACGACAGUAGUUAUUGAUUUAACUGAGGAAGAGUAUUCAGAUAGGUUGUACCGUUUAAGAAACGCACUAAAUCUCCUGGGUUACAAUCGAAUGACAGAUAGAGAGAUUAAUGAAACCAUUGCUACCGGUAGCUUUACGUACAAUGGAUACAAAUACGUUUACAAUGGUAACACUGGACGUUACGAGGAGGCUACCAAAGUAGAAUACGAAGCUAUUUACAAAAUUUUGCAACAGAAGUUACGAGAAAUUGGAUUCGGAGAAAUGUGCCAACAGGAAGUUCAGCAAGCCAUCACUACUGGAGUAUUCAUUCGUGAUGGCAACAAAUUUGUUUACGAUUCGGGACGCGAGCAAUACGAAAAAAUUCGAAUAACGAAUGAAGAGCGCAAGGAAAUAUUUUCUAGAAUUCAGGUGUUGUUGCGCCGAGAGGGAUUACGUUUGUUGACGCAGAAGGAGAAUGAAGGUGUUCUAAUCAACGGACACUUCAUACGAGCCGCGCAUCAAUGGAUCUACAAUAUUGUUAAUGGCACGAUCGUGAAAACGAUUUUUGUGGGUGACUUUGCUGAAUUCACAGAUGAUGAAUACAGGGAAAUUUACCAGAAGAUCCAGGAGACAUUAAGAAGCAUAGGAUAUGCACAGAUGAGUGACGGUCAGUGUAAUGCAACAAUUACAAGUGGUACGUUCGAGCGGGGUGGUAUUUAUUGGAGUUAUAAUCCGGAUAAUGGGAAGUUUGAGAGAAUCCUUCUGAGUCAAGAGGAGUAUCGGGAUCGAGUGCAAAUUUUAAGAAAUGCACUCCACCGGCUAGGUCACAGAAAGCUGUCUGCAGAAGAAUUUAGAGAGAUAAUCUAUCAAGGAUACUUCUAUCACGGCGGCUAUCGAUACGAAUACGUCAGACAACAGAGGCGAUAUAAAAGAAUUGAAUUUACAGCAGAAGAGUACAGAGAAAGACUACGACAACUGCAAGAACAACUAAUUAAAAUAGGUUACGGUAUAAUGGAUGAAGCACUGUGUAAUUCAACAAUAACAACCGGUAAAUUCUACUUUAACGGACACGAAUGGGUCUACAGUUUCAAAACCCGCGACUACCAAAUCGGAAAAGUCAGUAGUGUUAGUGGUCGAGGAGAUAUACCUGCAACGUUUUUCGGGGAAGAUUAUGGAUCGGACGAAAUGGUAGAAUCAGAACCGGGAGUGGGAUACUAUCCGAUCGGUAAGAAACCUGAAGUUGGAUUAUCUACACCCGAACCAUUCGAUCGAAUUCGCGAAAAUACGGAAAUACCAACAACCACUCGACCUGAACCGACAUUUAUUGUUCCCAAUGAAUACCAACGAGAUCGCUACAAGCAUGAACAACAUUUGACUACUCAAAUGUGGCCGACUCAGCCUACAACCGUAUCUGAACGACGCUAUCACAGAAAGCAAACAACUUACACACAGACGACUGGCGUACAGCCUCAAACGUUUGCUACACAACGAUCUACGAGACAUGUACCUGGCAGUGAAUUUGGUGAAGACAACGAACUAGAGGAAACCAGUACUCCCUUUGAACCGCUAGUUGUUUCUACGCAAGCCUACUUGGUGUAUGACAAUGGAAAUGGAAAUGAACGACCAAGACCGUACAGGCCAGACGAUCAAAGCGAAAUCAUUGAGCGUUAUUUGAACAAUGAAAGACCAUAUUCACCAAAAUAUUAUGGUAGUGACAACAACGAAUAUCAACAACAAACAGAUCCGACACCUGAAAAUAUUGAAGACCUUGGUGAUCUUGACUUCAAUGGUCAGGCCGAAGAAGACGUUCAGCAGCAAUUGGUCGACUUGGACUUUGAAGCUGAAGAUUUGCGACAGCAACAAGUUGAUGUGAACAGUGAUGAUGACCGAAAUGAUCAACAGAGACUACUGGACGGUUAUGCUAGAGAAUCUGGACGAACCGAAUACAAUUCCCAUUACCAUGGACAAAAGGAGACGGCAGACGAAUAUGACGCUCAGGUGGUUCAAGUUACCGACAAAGCUGAUGGGGAUAACAAAGAAUCGCCUGGAUUAUGGACGAGGUUCAAGGACAAAACGAAAGAUAUUUUCGGUUGAUUAGACUAAGCAUUAAUGUGUAGAGAAGCUGUUAAAGUUAAGAAUUGAAAUAAAUGAAACCUUGUCACGAUCGAGGUCACGAUGAUUUCGGUUGUUCCAUAAAGAA